CGGAACUGCUCAUGAAGAGAUACAUGUGAGGAGGGCGGGGCUUGGCGGCCCGGACUUCCGCUCAGACUUGUCAAGGAGGCCGAGGCCGCGGCGCGGUGAUUGAGCCGUGGUUCUCAGCGAAGCUCUCAGCGUCGAGCCUGAAGCCUGCAGUCCUCCGGAUCCUGUUCUCCUCAGCAUCAGCUUCAGCAUCGCAGGCAAACAUGGUGCAGUCCUGCUCGGCGUACGGAUGCAAGAACAGAUACCACAAAGACAGAAACAUCUCCUUUCAUAAGUUUCCUCUGGCCCGGCCGGACGUCUGUGGGAAAUGGCUGGCCGCUAUGAAGAGAAGAAACUUCAAGCCCAGCAAGUACAGCAACAUCUGCUCUCAGCACUUCACCAGAGACUGCUUCAAGCGCGAGUGCAACAACCGUGUGCUGAAGGACCACGCCGUGCCCUCGCUCUUCUCCUCCAGCAGACUGCAGAUGCAGGCAGCGCCUCUGGAGGAAACAUUGAGCCCAGACAUGGAGUUUUCUCUGAGCCUGCCGCUGUCUGACGCCGAAGAGACGCCGGCGGUGCGUCCCUCUGAAGCAGAGCUCUGCCCGUCCACAGCCCUGCCGGAGCCCGGCCCGGACCUCCACACCAGCGCCUUCGUCUCCUGCGACCACAACUACACGGUGGAGGACACGCUGCAGCAGAAGAGACGCAUCGAGCAGCUGCAGGAGCAGAUGGAGAAGCUGCGCAAGAGACUGAAGACGGUGCAGCAGAAGUGCAGGCGGCAGGAGAGGCAGCUGGAGCGCUUCAGAGCCAUGAGCGAGGUCCAGAGGGACGCGGCGCCGGGAGACAGCUACGUUAUCCUGCCCAAAGAGAUCUACGACGUCCUGAAAGGAAUAGAGACCAUCGGAGAGGAUCGUCCUCUUCAGAGCACAACUAACUCAGCAUGCAAUAACCGUGUGAGAGGAUCAUUGGUCCGUUUGCAGCAUCUGAAUACGUCUGCUUCGGUCAGAGUAACUAGCACUUGUGGAAAUAGUCCAUGCGCUUGGAUGCCAGAUGAGCCCGGUGCACGAGAGACUCGACCGACGCUGGAGCUGAUGCUGACUCCGUGACAAACGCUUCAGUAAAUCAGGUUCUCAUUAUCAGCAGAUUUGUUGAAAUGGCAGCAGAUCAGUGUUUGUUCAGUUAUUAAAUGUUUGUUUUUGUUUUUUUAAACCUCUAGAAACUAUACUGACUAGUUUGUUUUGAUUUGAUUAAUGUACUAAGAUGACCAAACUGGACUUCACUAAACACAUUUUCAGUAGCCUUAGAGUCACAUAUCAAAGGGCUUUGAGCUGUUUGUUAUUGUUUUCUCACCCCUUGCUUAUUCAUUUAUUAUUUACAAAACAGUAAUAAUUGUGGAAUCAAUUUAAGCCAUAUAUGGGUAAAAAUAGAUUUUUGCUGGGAAAACUCAUAGUUGCCUUACGGUCACAGUGCAAUUGUUCAUGUGUUUGACUUUCAAUACAGCGCUCUCAUUCUUGACCGGAGUUUGUGCUUGAGUGCGUUAGAAUGAGUUUCAGUGUUGUCAGGCUUCCUGAAUGUUACGGUUUAUUACUGUCUUGUACAGACACACGUAUAGGACUCACACUUAAUGGAAGAUGAUUGUAUAUGUGGUCAGUAUCUGGUCAGAUUUUUAAGGCACCAGCCGGGCUAAAACCAGAUGAU
Sinocyclocheilus grahami is the source of this 1674-nucleotide messenger RNA. Its product is annotated as THAP domain-containing protein 1-like. Gene Ontology annotation, cellular component: nucleus. Bases 201 to 1082 code for a protein of 293 amino acids. NCBI's taxonomy places the organism in Eukaryota, Metazoa, Chordata, Actinopteri, Cypriniformes, Cyprinidae. Gene Ontology annotation, molecular function: DNA-binding transcription factor activity; RNA polymerase II cis-regulatory region sequence-specific DNA binding. Gene Ontology annotation, biological process: regulation of transcription by RNA polymerase II. The record is from RefSeq and is a predicted model, not a curated record. The transcript is spliced from 5 exons.